GUUCCGCAUUUUAAUUUUCCUCAAGACGCCUCCAAUGGCAGAUCGUGCGGCGAAACGCUUACGGCGCAUCAGCUCCGAUUCCGACGACUAUAAUGAUGGAGCGGACGUCAAAGACAUCAGCUAUCAGAGCAGGUAUGUGGCUGACACGAGACCCUUCACAUUGGUCGCCAAGUACGACCCGUUGUACAAGCGGUUGCAAGCUUUCGCCAACAACCGCGCUGCAAUCGACACCCGCACCCCCUUCACGUCACCCCUCCCCUACAACCUGUGCCACACGGUCGCAAUCCUCCCGCCUUUUCUCGACUCGAGAUUACUACAUCCGUGCCUUCUGAAAUAAACCGCUCGCCUCCAUACAAACCAUACCGCUACCAUGCCUCGACUGCGUUCGCGCGCCAAUCUAACAGCUCGCAGUGCUGUCCCGACAGCUACCACGACUCGCCCGAGGCGGGGAACUGCGACCCAGCCUCCGCCAGCAGCCGUUAUAGAACGUUCCUUCGCCGAAUAAACUGAGAAAGGCAACGGGUGGCGC
This is a messenger RNA of Westerdykella ornata, 529 nucleotides long. RefSeq lists its product as uncharacterized. The annotation marks the transcript as partial. The record is from RefSeq and is a predicted model, not a curated record. The transcript is spliced from 2 exons. NCBI's taxonomy places the organism in Eukaryota, Fungi, Ascomycota, Dothideomycetes, Pleosporales, Sporormiaceae.